Coturnix japonica (Japanese quail) is the source of this 1321-nucleotide messenger RNA. Its product is annotated as nucleoside diphosphate kinase-like. Lineage: Eukaryota; Metazoa; Chordata; Aves; Galliformes; Phasianidae. Gene Ontology annotation, biological process: GTP biosynthetic process; CTP biosynthetic process; UTP biosynthetic process. Gene Ontology annotation, molecular function: nucleoside diphosphate kinase activity. The record is from RefSeq and is a predicted model, not a curated record.
UGCAAGCAGAAGUGGGUCAAGGUGUCUGACAGCCCCUCAGGGCCCUCUAAGCACACGCUAUUUUUACCUUAUUUCUAUUAGAAUUGACAGCCGUGGUUCUAUUUCGAGCAGCUGCAUUGAGCCCGGCCCGAGUCAGUGCAGGGAGGAGCGGCUGGUUGUGCUGCUUUUAUUUCUGGCCACCUGGAUGUUUUCAAGCACAGAUAAAUGAAGUGUUUAGGAAUAAAAUCCAUCUGGGACAGGUCUCAGGUGCUGUAAGAUGCACCUUGUUGGCAAAUCUUAUUUCUGGUCAUGUUUUAUCACAGCGUGAGAUCAGGAUCUCGGGGUUGUAUUAAAACAGCACCAGGUCCGGAGCUGUAUCACAGCGCUCUGCCAUGAUAACAGACAUGAAUUAUCGGUACCGGCUGCGGACGGACCCGAUGCGCCGAGCGCCCCCUGCUGGCGGGAGGCCGCAUUACAGCCAUGACGCGGAGCGGCCCCGGGGGCGGCCGGGGUUUAAGCCGAGCCGGGCGGCAGCGACAGCGGCAGAACCGAGCGGGGCUGCGGGACCGAGCGGGGUCUGAGCGGGGUCCGGCCGUGUUGGAGUGUGAACCUGUGUGUGCUCAGCCCCGGACAGCAGCCAGGAGCAUGGCUGCCAUCACUGAGCGAACCUUCAUCGCCAUCAAACCCGACGGCGUCCAGCGGCGGCUGGUGGGGGAGAUCAUCAGGCGCUUCGAGCGGAAGGGCUUCAAGCUGGUGGCCAUGAAGCUCACACACGCCUCUGAGGACCUUCUACGGGAGCACUACAUCGACCUCAAGGAGCGCCCGUUCUACGCCGGCCUGGUGCAGUACAUGCACUCGGGGCCUGUUGUAGCUAUGGUGUGGGAGGGUCUUAAUGUGAUUAAGACUGGAAGAGUGAUGCUGGGGGAAACUAAUCCCAUGGACUCCAAACCCGGCACUAUUCGUGGUGACCUCUGUGUGCAGGUUGGCAGGAACAUCAUCCAUGGCAGCGAUUCCUUAGAAAGCGCCGAGGCUGAGAUCAACCUGUGGUUCACUCCUGAAGAACUGGUUGACUACAGGAGCUGCGCUCACGAAUGGAUCUACGAGUAGAACUGAGGCUCUGCCUUCGGUAUCGUGUCCUGCAGUGAGCUCCGCUCCAUAGCAUCACCUCCUGCAAAGCCGCUUCAGCACCGCUGUGAAUAGCGAUCGGUGCUUCCUGUCGCUUUGCUUAGAAAGCUGCAAAGCUGGAGAUAGGAAAUGUGCGUUUAGGGCCGUGUCAGGCGUUCGUGUGGUGGUAGAGGUGAAAUUAAAUGGCAGAGAAGCAAAAUGUCCCUCGUUAAUAACA